Molecule: messenger RNA, 4290 nt
Organism: Vigna angularis (adzuki bean)
Lineage: Eukaryota; Viridiplantae; Streptophyta; Magnoliopsida; Fabales; Fabaceae
Exons: 3
Coding region: 1-4290 (1429 amino acids)
Molecular function (GO): nucleic acid binding
Source: RefSeq, a predicted model, not a curated record
AUGACUAGAGGAAAUCCUGGAUUCAUACCACCCUUUGACCCUGAGAUUGAUAGGACGUUUCGUAGGUUAAUCAGGCAUUCUACGAAUUUGUCUUUAGAGUCUGUUUUUGAACCUGUUCCAUUAGAUAUUGUGCAUCCCACUACUGAGUACUUGUUGCAUACUGCAUAUACUGCAUCUGUUCUUGAUCCUGAUUCUGAUUCUGUCGUUUUUCACAUUGAGAACAAUAUGGCACAACCUCCACCUCGUGAGAGGACUUUUAGGGAGAUGGCUGCACCUGAUUUCGAUAUUGAAAGCUUGUGCAUCCAAUAUCCUGAUGAGGACGUUCCAUAUGUUCUCAAGACUGGACUGAUCCAUUUGUUGCCCAAGUUUCAUGGUCUUGCAGGUGCGAGUCCACAUAAGCAUUUGAAGGAAUUCCUAGUUGUCUGUUCCAGUAUGAAACCUCAUGAUGUUCCUGAAGAGCACAUCUUCUUGAAGGCAUUUCCUCAUUCAUUGGAAAAUAUUGCUAAGGAUUGGUUGUAUAGCUUAGCACCGAGAUCCAUUGCUAGCUGGGAUGAUCUGAAGAGGCUGUUCUUGGAGAAAUUUUUCCCAGCAUCCCGGACCACAGCUAUCAGGAAAGACAUAACUGGGAUUAGACAGCUUAGUGGAGAGAACCUGUACGAAUAUUGGGAGAGAUUCAAGACACUUUGUGCUAGCUGCCCCCACCAUCAGAUACCUGAACAACUCCUUAUUCAGUAUUUCUAUGAGGGUUUGAACAACAUGGAUCGGGGUAUGAUCGAUGCUGCCUGUGGUGGAGCUCUUGGAGACAUCACACCUACUGAGGCCAGACCAUUGAUUGAGAAGAUGGCCUCCAACUCCCAGCAGUUUAGUAACAGGAAUGACGCCAUUGUGGUGAAGGGUGUACAAGAUGUUGCCCAGUCUUUAUCAGCUAUUGAAAGCAAGUUAGAAGGCCAGAUUAACUCUCUUGCGAAGAUGGUGACACAGUUGACUGCAAACCAGAGAUCGGCAUCUCCAUCUGCAUCUGUUGCACGAUUAUGUGCUAUUUGUCCUUCCAGUGACCACUAUACAGAUGCAUGUCCUUCUUUGCAACAUCCUGCUGCCUCUGAUGUGCCUCAAGCUUAUACUACAAACAUCUACAACAAUAGGCAGCCACAACAGCAAAAUCAUGACUUGUCUAGCAACAGGUACAACCCAGGGUGGAGGAAUCACCCUAAUCUUAGAUGGAAUAAUGCGCCACAGCAACAGCAGCAAGCGCCACCUUUCCAGAAUGCUGGAGCACCUAACAGAUAUGUGCCUCCACCUAUGCAGCAACACCAAAGACAACAACAACAACAAGAACCAGCUGCUCAACCACCUGCCCAACCUUCCACUUCGUCUGAACCUUCAUUGGAAGAGUUAAUGAGACAGAUGACCAUGCAAAACAUGCAGUUUCAGAAAGAUAACAUGCAGUUUCAGAAAGAUAACAUGCAAUUUCAGCAAGAGACUAGAGCUUCCAUACAGAGUCUCACUAACCAGAUAGGUCAAAUGGCUACUCAGAUGAACCAAGCGCAGUCUCAGAAUUCUGAUAGGUUACCAUCCCAGACUGUGCAGAAUCCGAGGAAUGUGAGUGCCAUAACCCUCAGAUCAGGGAAGCAGAUUGAUGUACCUUCAGAGCUCGCUUCUACACCUACACCUGAGCCUGCCACUUGUCCUAAAGAGGACAACCAUGCAAAUCCAAGCAGCACAUUUGAGGCAGGUGAAUCUUCUUCUCCGGGUAGAGGUGAAUCUUCUUCCCCAGUCGGUGGUUCUUCUUCAAGAGGAUCUCCUCCCUUAACCACCACUACCGCUGCCGCACCAUCUCCAUUGAUUGACCGUCCUAUCCCUCUUCCAUUCCCUUCACGAGUACUUCCGAGCAAAAAGGUGGAAGAGGUGGAUAGGGAAAUUCUGGAGACCUUCAGGAAGGUAGAGGUGAACAUACCUUUACUUGAUGCCAUAAAGCAGAUACCGAAGUAUGCUAAAUUCUUGAAGGAGUUGUGCACACACAAGAGGAAGAUGAAGGGAAAUGAGAGGAUUAGCAUGGGAAGGAAUGUAUCUGCGCUUAUUGAUGGGGCAAAGCCAGUGAGACAGCCUCAAAGAAGGCAAAACCCAGUGAUCAUAGAUGUCAUCAAGAAGGAGGUGACCAAGCUCUUGCAAGCUGGGAUUAUCUACCCUAUUUCAGACAGUCAGUGGGUGAGCCCCAUCCAUGUUGUGCCCAAGAAAACUGGCAUCACUGUUGUGAAGAAUGAGAGGGAUGAGCUUAUCCCAACUAGAGUGCAGAACAGCUGGAGAGUCUGCAUUGACUAUCGGAGGCUUAACCAAGCAACUAGGAAGGAUCAUUUUCCCCUGCCAUUCAUUGAUCAGAUGCUAGAACGCCUGGCAAGUAAAUCUCAUUAUUGUUUUCUUGACGGUUUUUCUGGCUAUUUUCAGAUCAAUAUUGCUCCUGAGGAUCAAGAGAAAACCACAUUCACCUGUCCCUUUGGCACUUUUGCCUAUAGGAGGAUGCCCUUUGGUCUAUGCAAUGCCCCUGGUACCUUCCAACGGUGCAUGCUUAGUAUUUUUAGCGACUUUCUCGAGAGUUGCAUAGAGGUGUUUAUGGAUGAUUUUACUGUGUAUGGGUCUUCUUUUGAUGCAUGUUUAGAUAGUCUGGAACAAGUUUUGAAAAGAUGCAUAGAAACAAACCUUGUUCUCAAUUUUGAGAAAUGUCACUUCAUGGUUGAACAAGGUUUGGUUCUAGGGCAUAUCAUUUCUGAAAAGGGAAUAGAAGUAGACCCUGCUAAGAUAUCUGUGAUUUCGCAGUUGGCUUACCCCUCUUGCGUGCGAGAGGUGCGAUCUUUCCUUGGACAUGCAGGUUUCUACAGGCGCUUCAUCAAAGAUUUCAGCAAGAAGGCGGUUCCCUUGUCUAGACUGCUGCAGAAGGAUAUUGACUUUGCUUUUGAUGAUAGAUGCAAGCAGGCGUUUGAUUGCUUGAAGGAAGCUUUGACCAUUGCCCCUAUCAUUCAGGCACCGGAUUGGACAGCCCCAUUCGAGCUCAUGUGUGAUGCGUCUAACUAUGCAUUGGGUGCUGUCUUGACGCAGAAAAUUGACAAGCUGCCGAGAGUGAUUUACUAUGCUUCACGCACUUUGGAUGCUGCCCAAGCAAAUUAUACCACCACUGAAAAAGAGUUGUUGGCAAUUGUUUUUGCCCUUGACAAGUUUAGGUCAUAUUUGCUUGGAUCACCUGUUAUUGUGUAUACUGACCAUGCAGCUCUAAAGUUUCUGUUGAAAAAGGCUGAGUCAAAGCCUAGACUGAUCAGGUGGAUGCUACUACUCCAGGAGUUUGACUUGCAGAUUAAAGACCGGAGUGGAGCACAGAAUUUGGUUGCAGACCACCUCAGUCGGAUUGAGAGAGUUGGGGAUGAAGUUGGUGUGUUGCCCAUCCAGGAUGACUUUCCUGAUGAGAGUUUGUUGAUGAUUUCUUCUUCUCAUCCCACUCCUUGGUUUGCACAUAUUGUAAAUUAUUUGGUUGCUUCUGUUUUUCCUCCCUUAGCAUCACGCGCUCAGAUUGCUAAAAUUAAGAGUGAUGCUAAAUAUUAUGUUUGGGAUGACCCAUAUCUAUGGAAGUUGUGCAGUGACCAGGUUACGAGGAGAUGUAUUCCAGACCAUGAAACAAAUGGGCAGGCUGAGAUCUCCAACAGGGAGAUUAAGAAAAUUUUGGAAAAGAUUGUCCAGCCUAACAGGAAAGAUUGGAGCAACAGAUUGGACGAUGCUCUUUGGGCCCACAGGACUGCCUACAAAGCGCCUAUUGGGAUGUCUCCCUAUCGGGUUGUCUUUGGAAAGAUGUGUCAUUUACCAGUCGAGGUCGAGCAUCGGGCAUAUUGGGCUGUGAAGACAUGCAACUUCUCCCUGGACAAAGCUGGAGAGGAAAGGAAGCUACAACUGAACGAAUUGGAUGAGCUCCGAUUGGAAGCCUAUGAGAACUCGAAGUUCUACAAGGAAAGGACAAAAAGGUUUCAUGAUAGCUCCAUAGUUAGAAAGGACUUCGAGGUUGGACAACAGGUUUUGUUGUACAACUCUAGACUCGGUCUCAUAGGUGGUAAGUUGAGAUCAAAGUGGACCGGACCUUUUGUUGUGACUAAUGUUUUUCCUUAUGGUGCAGUAGAAAUCCAAGGUCCAUCUGCAGCUACAAGCUUCAAGGUGAACGGGCAUAGACUGAAGCCUUUCCUCAGCAACCCUAUUCUGUUGGAUGCAGUGGUGGAGGAGACGUCUUUGGACAGCCCCACCUACCCUCCUAACUGA